ACUGUCAUUUAUCACUGGGAGAAGAUGAAUAGUUUCGGGUGCGUCCUGUUUUUAUUGCACUGCCAUGGAAUAACGGGCGGUAUCGCCACGUUUAUGUUUAAGAAGAAACCCGUGAAAGUGAACGAUAUUUUGGACCUUCAGUCCUAUUUCCCCGCGAGCAGGAGUCGGAGUCCCGUGGAGUGCAGUAGGUCCUGUUCCAAGGUUGACGGCUGCAUCUCGCUGAUUUUUGAUCAAAAGUCCCAGGAGUGUAGAAUCUUCAAAUCCGACAUAGCCGAGAAAAAGCGCGGGGAAAAACGAGAUGUUGACAAGGAAACUCAGUGGGUGUAUUAUCAUAUUAUAAAAGAAUGUGGCCCUUCUGAAACUUUCUGUCCAGAGGGCUACAAAUUUUACCCCGAGCUCUGCUUCUGUCUGAAAUACUUCUCCACAAAACGGAAACCGGACGAAACCGACCUGGAUUGUCAGGCCGACGGCGCCAUGCACUCCAAAAAUGUGAAUGGAAAGGCCGCGGUCGUCCGCAUUGAUAGCCAGGCGAAACAAAAGAGAGUAGAGGAUUAUCUACAAUUAGGAAACCUUAAUAUAACCGACGAAUUCGUAGUGAUACAGGGUCAUCGCGAUCAUGACAUCUGGGUUGAUAGUGACGACACACCCCUCAAGUACACCCACUGGGCCGACGGCGAGGGGACCAGUCAAGAGAGCCACUACAUCACCCUGUCCGUCACCAACUACUCUUGGUACAGCAAGGACAACGAGUCGGAGUACCCCUAUCUGUGUGAAAUAUUCCCCCCGGAGUACCUCAUCGUCCGGUAAUUGUGAUGUCAUCGUUGUCAUUUUCGCGAGGAUUUACAUGUAUUUUAACGCACUCAGUGGGUCUGAAUUUAUUGACGACUUCAUUUUCCACUAAAAUGCUUCAGAAUUAAACGAUGUGGGAUCAAGAGGUUUUUUUCCAAUGAGGCCACAAAAUGACUUUUCAGUAUUUUGCCUCCCAACGAAGAAAAUGUUUCGUGAAAGACAUUUUUCGUCCCAAGAAUAUUGUCUUUUUCAAUUCACAUCGAACAAUGCAAUAUAUACACGAUAGAAUAUAUGAAAAAUUAACACCUCUACUGAACUCUUUAUUGCCAAUUUCUUUUUAUAUACUUAGUGAAAAGUUAAAUUUAACUUCAUCAAACGCAUUACACAGUGAACUCAGACGUCGCCAUAACCGGCAAACGGUGGUGUCUGAAGUAGAAUGCAGUUACCUAGAUUCAACAGAAGUACUGCUGUCCUCGA
Molecule: messenger RNA, 1266 nt
Organism: Magallana angulata
Lineage: Eukaryota; Metazoa; Mollusca; Bivalvia; Ostreida; Ostreidae
Exons: 3
Coding region: 25-807 (260 amino acids)
Source: RefSeq, a predicted model, not a curated record